AUGUCUUCGGUCAAUUCUUCAUCAUAUUCAACAGAUCGAAUCGACAGACAACGUGGAAUUCCCACAAGAUGCAAGUGCGGUGAUAAAGUGGCUCGUUUCACUUCAAAAACAGUGACAAAUCCGGGAAGAUUAUUCCAUCGUUGUCCGAUGGGAUCUGAGAUGGACAAAACCCAUCUGUUCAAGUGGACUGAUGAGUCAGUUGUUGAGGAGGUUGAAGAUUUCCAGGAACUGUUUGACGUGCUGCUCGUCGACACUUCCGAGAUUCAGAGAUCAAUGCAAGCUUGUGAGACGAGGCUGAAAUGCCAUGAGAGUAGAAUUAUUGAGAUGGAAGAUGCUGUUUCACGUUGCCAAGAGAAGACUAUCAAAUGCAUUAGCGAGUUAAGGAUCCUAAAAGCUUUGUUUCUGUGUUGUUUGGUGAUGAUCUUCAUCUACUUUAACUAUGCAUGA
This is a messenger RNA of Raphanus sativus (radish), 447 nucleotides long. RefSeq lists its product as uncharacterized. The record is from RefSeq and is a predicted model, not a curated record. NCBI's taxonomy places the organism in Eukaryota, Viridiplantae, Streptophyta, Magnoliopsida, Brassicales, Brassicaceae. The transcript is spliced from 2 exons. Gene Ontology annotation, molecular function: zinc ion binding. Bases 1 to 447 code for a protein of 148 amino acids.